AUGGACGUGUCGGCGAUGCAGCUGCAGCGACAGCGACAGCAGUUCGUCCACCACCUGCAGGUCCAGCAGCAGCAGCAAGGUACGCACCACCAGCCGCUGCCACCGUCGCCGCCGCCGCACCAUGGCCAGCAGCAGCAGCACCAGAACAGCAGCGGCGGCGGCGGCGGCGGCAGCAGCAGGGCCGCCGGCGGCCGAAGGUGCUGCCCGCUGCGGCGGUCGCGCAAGGGGUGCAUGAAGGGCAAGGGCGGGCCGGACAACCAGCAGUGCCCCUACCGCGGCGUCCGCCAGCGGACCUGGGGCAAGUGGGUGGCCGAGAUCCGCGAGCCCAACCGCGGCGCGCGCCUCUGGCUCGGCACCUUCGCCAGCGCGCGCGAGGCCGCGCACGCCUACGACAACGCGGCCAGGCAGCUCUACGGCGACUGCGCGCGCCUCAACCUGCAGCCGACUCCUCCUCCGGUGGUUUCUGCGGCGGCGGCAGGCGGAGGAGGAGGAGGACCGGCGGUCGUCGUGGUGUCAUCUCCGUCCCCUGACACCGUGGCUGCUGGCCCUGCUGCUGGUGGUGGUGGUGGGCACAACCGCCACCACCAGUACCUCCAGCAGCAGCAGCAGGCCGCCAUGGCGUCGGCGCCUAUGAUGAUGAUGCAGUACUCCUCCAGCUACUCCGCUGACGCGUCGUCGUCCAACUCCGACUCCUUCUCCAACUCCUACUCCAGUUCGUCGCCGGUGACGACCAUGGCGGCCUCGCACACCUACAACUACAACCACCACCAGACGUUCCAGAUGACGAUGGCGGCCACCGCGCCGCAGGCGCAGCAGGGCUGCCACGUCGACGACACCACCAGCACGAUGGAGAUGCAGCGUCACCAGCAGAUGCUGCGCGAGCUGGCGGCGGCGCCUCUGCACCAGGAGCCCGACGACUUCGAGGACUUCAUGACGCGGCUGCCCAAGGCGGAGGACUUCGGCCUGCAGGGCUUCCAGGAGGUGCCCCCCGAGGUGUUCGACGAAGCCGCCGGCAUCUGGGACCACACCGCCGCCGCCGCCUGGUCGACCCCCGCCACCAUGAUGAUCGACUCCGCCGCCGGCGCCGCCCAGCACCAACCGCAGCAGGUCGUCGUUCCUCUUUGA
Messenger RNA from Miscanthus lutarioriparius, 1125 nucleotides. The record is from the annotation of a GenBank genome assembly. Lineage: Eukaryota; Viridiplantae; Streptophyta; Magnoliopsida; Poales; Poaceae.